This is a messenger RNA of Choloepus didactylus (southern two-toed sloth), 2444 nucleotides long. It is a transcript of the gene PROS1, whose product is annotated as protein S. Gene Ontology annotation, molecular function: calcium ion binding. The transcript has 15 exons. Gene Ontology annotation, cellular component: extracellular region. Bases 339 to 2366 code for a protein of 675 amino acids. The record is from RefSeq and is a predicted model, not a curated record. Lineage: Eukaryota; Metazoa; Chordata; Mammalia; Pilosa; Megalonychidae.
GAACAUCUGGAACUUGGGAACGGAGAAAGAACCAUCUCCACUGUUUACUAGGCCUCCAGCACUCACCCUGAGCGCUCCCCCCACCCGCGAAAAGCCUUCUGGAAAAGUCCUCGUUAUCUUCCUGGUUAUCACUUCCCCUCCCGUGCUGGGGGCUGGGAGCGGGCGGUCCCAGCCUCCCUCCGCUGCAGCCCUUCGGCCGGCGUUCUCUCGCAGGCGCCGCAGCGCCCCAGUCCCCGAGUCUUCUGCGAGCCGGUGCUCGCAGCCCAGCGGCGGGCCGAGCGCUGCAGGCCCUCUCCGCUACGCGCCACGGUCUCCGCCGCGCCUCCGCCAGAUUCGCGAUGAGAGUCCCGGGUGGGAGCUGCGGGGCGCUGCUGGCGUUUCUCGUCGUACUGCUUCCCGUUUCAGAGGCAACCUUUUUGUCAAGACAAUAUGCCUCACAAGUACUGUUCAGGAAACGCCGUGCAAAUUCUGUGUUUGAAGAAACCAAAAAGGGAAAUCUUGAAAGGGAAUGCGUUGAAGAACUGUGCAAUAAAGAAGAAGCCAGGGAGAUCUUUGAAAAUAAUCCAGAAACGGAUUAUUUUUACCCAAAAUACUUAGGUUGUCUUGGCUCCUUCCGAGCUGGGUUAUUUACUCCUGCACGUCCAUCAACUAAUGCUUACCCUGAUCUAAGGAGCUGUGUCAAUGCCAUUUCAGACCAGUGUAAUCCUUUGCCAUGCAAUGAAGAUGGAUAUUUGAGUUGCAAAGAUGGCCAAGCGACAUUUACUUGCCUUUGUAAGCCAGGUUGGCAAGGAGAAAAGUGUGAAUUUGAUAUAAAUGAAUGCAAAGAUCCCUCAAACUUGAAUGGAGGUUGCAGUCAGAUUUGUGAUAAUAUACCUGGAAGUUACCACUGUACCUGUGAAAGUGGUUUUAUUAUGCUUUCAGAUACAAAGGAGUGUAAAGAUGUGGAUGAAUGCUCUAUAAAGCCAGAUAUUUGUGGCACAGCUGUGUGCAAGAACAUCCUAGGAGACUAUGAGUGUCAGUGCUCUGAAGGCUACAGAUACAAUCCCAAAUCAAAGUCUUGUGAAGAUGUGGAUGAAUGCUUUGAGAACACAUGUACUCAACUUUGCAUUAAUUACCCCGGCAGUUACUCUUGUUACUGUGAUGGAAAAAAAGGAUUCCAACUUGCCCAAGAUCAGAAGAGUUGUGAGGCUAUCCCAGUGUGCCUUCCUUUGAACCUUGACAAAAAUUAUGAAUUACUUUACUUGGCAGAGCAGUUUAUAGGAGUCGUUUUAUAUCUAAAAUUUCGUUUGCCAGAAAUCACCAGAUUUUCAGCUGAAUUUGAUUUCCGGACAUAUGAUUCAGAAGGCAUUAUGCUGUAUGCUGAAUCUCUUGAUCAAUCAGCUUGGUUCCUGCUUGCGCUUCGUGAUGGAAGGAUUGAAAUUCAGUUUAAGAAUGAGGAUACAGCCAAAGUCACAACUGGAGGCAAAGCUAUUAAUGAUGGUCUAUGGAAUAUAGUCUCUGUGGAAGAAUUAGAGCAUAGUAUUAGUGUUAAAAUAGCUAAAGAGGCUGUGAUGAAUAUAAAUAAACCUGGAAGCCUUUUUAAGCCUACAAAUGGAUUUCUGGAAACCAAAGUAUACUUCGCAGGAUUACCACGGAGAGCAGAAAAUCUACUCAUUAAACCGAUUAACCCUCGGCUAGAUGGAUGUAUACGAGGCUGGAAUUUGAUGAAUCAAGGAGCUUCAGGAGUAAAGGAAAUUAUUCAACAAAAACAAAAUAAGCAUUGCCUUGUUACUGUGGAGAAAGGUUCCUACUAUCCUGGCUCUGGAGUUGCUCAGUUUAACAUAGAUUAUAAUGACAUUUCCAAUGCUGAGGGUUGGUAUGUAAAUGUGACCUUGAAUAUUCGUCCAUCUGCUGGCACUGGUGUUAUGCUUGCCUUGGUUUCUGGAAACACAGUGCCCCUUGCCUUGUCUGUGGUGGACUCCAUCUCUGAAAAAUUUCAGGAUAUCCUGGUAUCUGUUGGAAAUACAACUAUAGCUCGGAUAGAGGCCAUAAAUUUGUGUUCUAGCCAACAUUCCCAUCUGGAAUUCAGAAUCAAUAAAAACAAUAUGGAGCUAUUGACUCCAUUUAAAAAAGGUAUCAUCAACUCUGAAGAACUUCCAAGGCAACUUGUCAUCUUGGAUAGGGCAAUGAAGGGAACACUGGUCACCUAUCUGGGGGGCAUUCCAGAUGUUCCAUUCAAUGCCAUACCAGUGAAUGCCUUUUAUAAUGGCUGCAUGGAAGUGAAUAUUAAUGGUGUACAGCUGGAUCUGGAUGAAGCAAUUUCUAAACAUAAUGAUAUUAGAGCUCACUCAUGUCCAUCAGUUUUGACAAGCACAAACAGUUCUUAAGGAAUUUUUCUCUGCUAUUUUUCCCUAUGUGUAAUUAUACUCUUGUUUCAAUAAAUAGAUGAAGGGUUUAACCUGUGA